Mugil cephalus (flathead mullet) is the source of this 5476-nucleotide messenger RNA. RefSeq names its product coiled-coil domain containing 9 (gene ccdc9). The transcript is spliced from 16 exons. Bases 588 to 3254 code for a protein of 888 amino acids. The record is from RefSeq and is a predicted model, not a curated record. Lineage: Eukaryota; Metazoa; Chordata; Actinopteri; Mugiliformes; Mugilidae.
AUCGAGGAGCGUCAUGCCUGGACAUGUGAUCGGCAGAGACUUGGAGACAUCUGUGUGGGUGAGGGACGGGAGGACACUUAUAAUCAUGGACAAUCUGGAGGGACAACGGAGCUCGUUCUCCAAGAGAUGAUCGAGAGUUUGGGCGGCAGCUUCUGGCCUGAUGUGAUUAACAACGAGUCUCUCUUUCCGCUGGCGUCCUCUAGCGGCCAAAUCGUGAACUACAUUUCCUCUAAAACUCUAAAAACUGCUGUUAAGUUUAAGUUAAGUUAAGUUUUUAUGCUUCAAAUGUCUAAAUAUUAUAUUAUAAACAUUUUCUGUUGAUGUAGUCGUAAAAAAGAAAUGUCAGUUUACCUCGGCAGCUCAAGAAAAGCACUGUCUCUUUAAAAAAACACCGAGAGGGGCUCUUUAUUUGGCAGGAAGUUAGCCGCUGCUAACAGGAAGCCGAAUAACGAGGACACAUUGAGGAGCAGGAAUUGGCAAAGAGAAACGAGACUUAUCGGCUGCUCGUUACCCUCGUUAUAACUCCCCCUGAUAGAGGAGGAACCAACUUUCACCUACCUGUGUAUGAAGACAAGUCAGAGCCAACUAUGUCGUCAGCGGUGGAUCUCAAGACCAAGGAGGAGAAAGAUGCAGAGUUGGACAAACGAAUAGAAGCUCUGAGGAAGAAGAAUGAAGCUCUGGUCAAGAGGUACAAGGAAAUCGAGGAAGACAAGAAGAAGGCCGAGCAGGAGGGCAUCGCCAUCACAACUCCCCGCAAGCCCCGCCCACACGAGCCGGAGACGGACAGGCCGAAGACGGAGAAGGAAAACUUCACCGUCACCGUCGACCUUUCCAAACCAGCAGGGGAAAAGAGAGUCGUGAACGACUGGAAACCUGCAACGCCUCGCGGCCGGAAGAGUUCAGAGGAGAGCGAUGGACACAGAGGACCGAUGGACGGACACAGAGGACCGAUGGACGGACACAGGGGACCGAUGGACGGACAUAGGGGACCGAUGGACAGGGGACCGAGUGACGGCCACAGCCCCCCGAGGAGGAUGGGGUCCGGGCGAAUGGGUCGAGGAGGUCAGAGAGGAGGUGGAGGAGAAAGAGGUGGAGGCGGCGGCGGUGGCGGUGGUGGUGGUCGCCAAGAUCGGAGAGAGCGAGAACCCAGGACACCGAGAGACGGAGAACCUGGAGAAAUGGGAGGUCCGGGACGCAGAGGAGGAAGGAGAGGAGGAAGAGGUGGAGGUGGUGGAGGAGGAGGAGGAGGAGGAGGAGGAGGGGGAGUAGGAGUAGGAAUAGGUGGUGGAGGAGGAGGUGGUGGUGGUGGAGGAUUAGGAGGAGACGGGACGCCAGGUGGCAUGGACAGGAAAUCAAAGGAAUGGGAGGAGAAGAGGCGACAGAACAUCGAGAAGAUGAACGAAGAAAUGGAGAGAAUAGCAGAGUAUGAGAGAGGACAGCGGUCGGAUGGAGACAAACCGAUCCGUAACUUCCUGGACGACCCGAGACGUUCGGGUCCUGCGCCUGACAUAGACCGAAAGGAGGGCAGCAGGAGACACGUUAGGAACUGGGGGGGCCUGGACUUUGAAAACGUGAAGACUGGAGCUGAGCUGGAGCGAGAGUGGACCAGUCGAAGGCCUGGUCCCAAAGGCUCCAUGGACAUGACCAUGACCGGCCGGGAGAGAGCAGAGUACCUGCGCUGGAAGAAGGAGCGCGAGCAGAUCGACGAGGAGAGAUUAGCGCGGCAUCGCAACGCCACGGGCCAGUGGAGACGAGAGUGGGACGCACAGAAGACCGACAACAUGUUCAAGGAGGACCCAUAUGCGUCUGCUGAAGGCGUCCCAUCUGAGCCAGGCAGCAGGAGAGACGACAGUAAACGUCCUCCUAAAGCACCAACAUUCGGAGACUUCCUGUCCCAGGGCCGGACCCCGGGUGGCCCCCGAGGGGACAGAGGCAGAGGGAAGGGACGAGGACAGAAACAGAGCUACAGCAUGCAUGACAACCGCUGGGAAGGAGAGAGAGACGAGGAGAAAGAGAAGGAGGACAAGACGAAGAGAGGAGAGGAGAGGAGUAAAAGGAAGGAGGAGGAGAAACAGCCCAGACCUCCCGCUGCACCAAAGGUGGAGCAGGAUAAGAACGAAGAGGAUGACGACGAGGAAUGGGAGGACGCCAGCGACGGAGAGGGAGACGAGGACGGCAGCGACUCCGAGAACAACUCCAGGGGCGACGAGAAGAAAGACACCGGCAAAGAGAAACCGACCAAGAGCAGAAACAACCCGUCUACGCCCGGAAAGCCCCGCUCUCGCACCACCUCCGCAGGGAGCCCCAAAGAGCAGCGGACCCCCCGGCCCAAGGUCCACAUCCCCCCUCCACCCGCAGCCCAGGAGUCACCGGAGGGAGGGAAGCCGCUCAGCCCCUUCUCGCCCCUGGACCAUCAGCCUGUCACGGACUGGGGGGAGGAGAUGGAGAUGCUGUCGCCCCGGAGCAGCAUGGGAGGGGAGAGUCCUCUGAAACCGCUCAGCGCUGAAUCCAGCCCCCCACAGAAGAAGGAGCAGGAGCAGGAGCAGGUGGAGGCGGAGGUGGAGGUGGAGGUGGAGGAGACGAAGAGUCAAGCUGUAAAUGACCCGGCUGAGCCACAGAAGGAGGAGGAUACAGAUAUUUCCUCUCCUCCACAAACUGAAGCUGAAUCUCAGGUUGCAUCAGAGUCUGUGGCCCCUGCUGCACCAGCACCUGACCCCGCCCCCUCCGAGGUGUCUGACCCCACCCCCUCCGAGGUGUCUGACUCCGCCCCCUCCGAGGUGUCUGACCCCGCCCCCGCCGAGGUGUCUGACCCCGCCCCCGCCAAGGUGUCUGACCCCGCCCCGUCUGAAGUGUCUGACCCCGCCCCAUCCGAGGUGUCUGACCCCGCCCCAGUCGAGUCGUCUGACCCCGCCCCCGCCAAGGUGUCUGACCCCGCCCCAUCCGAGGUGUCUGACCCCGCCCCCUCAGAAGUGUCUGAAUCCAGCGCCUCUGAUUUUCCUGCUCCCGCUGAGGUCAGUGAGGCUGCAGAGACAUUGGACCAGGAUGCACCUGCUGCUCCAUCUCAAGAAGACAAACCCGACACCCCUCCUCCUCCUGCGUCUCCUGCCGUCCUGGAGGCCGAGCAGAGCUCCUCUGAUCCAGCAGCGGUGAGGGACGAGGACACGGCGUCCCCCGGGACCGACGCUGCUGCUCCGACAGCAGAGACAGAACUGUCCUCAGACCAGACGUCCUCGGAGCAGGCGUCCUCAGGCUGAAGCUGCCGGGAGGACGGACACAUGGAGGAGGAGGAGGACGGAGAGCAUCACACUACUCAUCAGUGGAGUGGCCAUCACAUAUCUAAAUAUCAGAAUAAAAAUAAAUAAAUGAGGAGGAGGAGGAGGAGGAGGAGGGACUGUGCAUGGACCAGCCUCUUUUUUUUAGCACCGUCUCUCGGAGCCGUUUCUACGUCUUUGUCUGGACACGUGCACCGCGAGGAGCUGAACCUUUUUCCAGACUUCAGCCGCGGAGGAGCUGCAUGCGACGUCCUGGACGUUAAACGCUCUGAUCUGUGUGAAUAAAGCAGGGAACUGACCCCGGCGACACCCUUUCACCCUAAACCGAACCCCCAGAGAGGACACACAAACGGGACGACCGUCUCGUUUAUCUCGUCUGCUUAAAUGUGUGAAAAAGAGAAUCAGGUCCAGAGCCCAGAAAGUAAAAAAAAAAAAAGGGUUUCUAAAAGUUUUACCCUGAACGGAUCCGUUUUUUUAUUAAGGAAACGUCUCAUUGAACCGCCCUCUAUCAGCUGAUUUCCGCUCGGAAUCAGAUUGUGUAGCAGGAUUUUUGUGCGAUCGAUUGUGCAGCUCCAGGAGUCUGUAAUCAAACCCUGUCCCACAUCCUUUUAGAUAUCUGAUGCUCUUAAUCCUGUCUACGUUUGUAAAGACGCUCCACUGUUUAAUCACAAAUAGGAAUCAUGUGUCUCUUUUCUCAACGUUUCAUUAUUUCCAUUUUUAUUUUUGUAUAUGCGACGGCACAAUUAUGAUUUAACAAAAAAAAGAAAAGAAGCUGGCGCAGAGUUUGGUGUCAUUUCCUGAAUCAUCUCCUAAAGAAGAUAAAUAAAAACAGAAUGUAGUGAACAUUAAAUGAGAUUAAAUUUAAUAUUGUGCAAAGACAACGAAUCAUGUGUAGAAAAUGAGAAAUGUUCUCAUUUUGAAGUUGAUGCCAGUAACAAGUGAACAAGUUCCUUGUGUUGCUUUUUUAACUUGGAAGAUGCAGAAUUAUUUCAGAUGUAUUUGUUGGUUUUUCCUUUUCACCUUCAUGUUAAAUGAGUUUCUCUAGAGAAGAUGAUUGUUGCUUUUUACACAGCUCUUCCUGUUGAUGAUGAAUAAAUCCACAAAUUCUUUGUCUCUUUCUCUCUAAGUUUUUAAUUAGUUUCUGGCAUCAAAUUCAAAAAAACGAGUGUAAAGUUUCUCAGUUUUAACCUUUUUGAUGUGAUUUCCAUUAUUUCCUUAUUCAGCCUCGUGGGUUGUGUAACGUAACGUCCUUUCCGUCUGCCUGCACAGACACACACUGCCUCCUAAACGGAUCGUUUGUUUUCUGCAACAGAGGGUUUCAUUCCAAACAGCUUAAUGAAAUAAAUAGAAAAGAGAAGUUGCUUUUACAUAUUUUAAUUUUUUUUAGUUUAGGAAUGAACCCCUCCUCUUGUACCUCUGCAGACUAAGUGAGUCUGUUCUUUGUUUCUGUUGAAGCAUCGGCACCUGUGGCGUUUGGAGACAAAUGGGAUGCUUUAAUGUUUUCCUUUUUCAUUGUGUGUUUGUUUGUUGUGUAUCCGAGGAAUAAAGAGUGACCGCAACAUGUACAGUUUAUUUUUUAAAAGAACAUUCCUGGGUGUGUGUGGAUAACGGAGGAGGAGGAGGAGGAGGGAGAAUCCUGGAGAGUCGACCUGGGUGAAUAAUAAAUGAUCAUUAUUGGCAUUAAAGGACACGAGCUGCUGAACAGGUGAAUCCGCUCAGAUUAGCUCAGGAGAAUAUGUUGGGAACUAUUUUAUUCGGGGACGUCGCCUCCUUCUCUCUAAUGUGGCGUCUGAGAUGAGGCCACAGAUUUAUGUAAAACAUCCUCUGACUCUUAAGGAGUUUCCUCGCCUCCUAAAAUCACUUUCAUUAUUAUUAUUUUGAUAUUUUUAAGCUUUGUUAUUUUUCCAGGGCUGCACAUGUUUCCGUGUACAUCCACCUCUUCCUCUCUGAUAACAUGAACUUGCCUUCUUGCAGUGGUGUCCAGAUGUUUUUUUGUUUUUUUAUUUCAUGAAAUCAUCAGAGCAUGAACCCAAAAUUGUAGCAUUUUUCAAGUUGUCGAAGCCACUGAGGAGACGAAUCGGAGAAGGAGUUUAGACGUUUGUACAGCUUCAUGAAAUGAAAUGAAAUGAAAUGAAAUGUAAAGCACGCCGUUUGAUUUAUGUUUUUGUUUUUCCUCCUUUUACCCAAUAAAUGUCUGGUCUCGA